This is a messenger RNA of Zingiber officinale, 1188 nucleotides long. RefSeq lists its product as uncharacterized. Bases 1 to 1188 code for a protein of 395 amino acids. The record is from RefSeq and is a predicted model, not a curated record. NCBI's taxonomy places the organism in Eukaryota, Viridiplantae, Streptophyta, Magnoliopsida, Zingiberales, Zingiberaceae. The transcript has 5 exons.
AUGUCUACAAAAUGGGUGUAUGAAGCUGGUGUUUCUUUUAAUGCUAUCGAUAAAGAUAGCUUUAAGGUGAUGAUGGAGGCGGUUGGUCAAUUUGGGCCCAGAUUAGGCAUCAUUUUUCUUUCUUCUAAAGAAUCUUCAGAUGAAGCCCAUACAAAUCAACUAAUUUAUGAGUAUGUACAGCAAUGCAUUCAACAAAUUGGUCCAGAAAAUGUUGUUCAAAUAGUAAUUGAUAAUGCCUCAAAUAACAUGGGAGCUGCAAAGUUGUUGAAGGAGGAGAGGCCAACAAUCUUUUGGACUACUCAUUCUACAAAUCUUAUGCUUGAAAGCAUUGCAAGUAUACCAACAUUCAAGAAAGUCAUUGAUCAAGCUAAGGCAUUGACUAUAUUUAUUUAUGCUCAUCAUAAGAUCUUGGCAUUGAUGAGAUCAUAUACAAAGAAGAGAGAUAUUGUGAAACCAGGGGUGACUAGAUUUGCUUCAGCAUUUCUAACUUUGCAAUGUUUGUUUGAGAAAAAGAAUCAAUUAAAGGUUUUUGCACCUUUGGCGAAGGUGCUUCGAAUUGUUGAUGUUGAUAAGAAACCAUCUAUGGGUUUUGUGUAUGGUGAGCUUUUGCAAUCUAGGAAAGAUAUUAAGAAUGCUCUAAGUAAUGUUCCAAAAAACUAUCAACCUAUUAUUGAUAUUAUUGAUGCAAAGAUGAAAGAUAAGCUAGAUAGUCCACUGCAUCUGAUAACUUAUUUGUUGAAUCCUUUUUAUCAUUAUAAGGAUUCGCUUCUUCAUUUGAAUCAAACUGUCACAAUUAGGAUCAUUGAUUGCAUGGAUGUUAUCUUUUUUGGGGAUAUUGAUAUGCAAAAUAUCAUUUUAAGUGAGGAGUUACCCAUGGAUAAGAAAAAGGAGUAUCUUUGGGAAACCCAUUGCAGUAAAAGCAUCAAAUUGGUGGUUGAAUUUUGGUGCAUUUACUCCUUUCAGAAAAUUGCUAUGAAGAACCUCUCUGUACAUACAAAGAAAAAGAAUAAACUAGAUACACAUCGAUUAAAUAAUCUAGUUUUUGUUCAAUUCAAUGCAAAAUUGAUGAACAAGAAAAAUAAGGAGAAAGAGAGGAAAAUUGAGGUGCUUCUAGCAAGUGAUGCAAGUUCCACACAAGAUUGGAUUGUUGAUGGGGUUGAUGAUGAAGUUGAACCGAAACGGGCAUGA